Closterium sp. NIES-65 is the source of this 654-nucleotide messenger RNA. The record is from the annotation of a GenBank genome assembly. NCBI's taxonomy places the organism in Eukaryota, Viridiplantae, Streptophyta, Zygnematophyceae, Desmidiales, Closteriaceae.
AUGGACAUUUCAUCUGAGGACGAGUCGUGUGUGAAAAAGAGCAUGAUGGAUUCAGCCGGCUCUGCAGGAGAGUGCGAGGGCAUGGAGACAAGGGACGAAAGGAAGGCAAGGAAGAUGGAGAGGCGGCGCCUCAAGGAAGAGAAGAGGGCUCGGAAGGAGGAGAGGCGGAAGAGGCGGGAGGAGAAGCGGCAACGAAAGGCAGAGAAGCAGGCUGCCAGGGAGGCGAGCAAGAAGGCGGAGAGCGGUGGAGAUCAUCCAGAUGACUGGGUGCCCCUCCCAAUCAUGGAACCAGAAGCAAUGAAGCAAGAUGCGGAGAUUCAAAUAUGUUCCCAGGAGUUUGAGGAGAGAGACAGAAGGUGGCUCGACACUGUGCUCCUGGAUGGACCUGCUGACAUUUCACAAACUGAGGAUCCUGAUUGGGUUUCCAUGCCGAAGUUGGCAGCAGCAGGCAAGACAGUGAUGGAAUCUCAGGAGCAUCACAAGACAAUUACUGCAGAUGAACAGAGGAAAGCAGACCUGGAGAGGGAUUUGAGGAUGAAGGAGCUCUUUCGACAAAUGUGGGAGAGGAAGUGCUAUACAUUCCUGGACGUUGCACAAAUAAUGCUCAUACCGUCAGUGAUAUCAGACAAGGGGCUCAGACAUGGAGAACCCUAA